This is a messenger RNA of Charadrius vociferus (killdeer), 1020 nucleotides long. Its product is annotated as cathepsin L1-like. Gene Ontology annotation, cellular component: lysosome. The annotation marks the transcript as partial. The record is from RefSeq and is a predicted model, not a curated record. Lineage: Eukaryota; Metazoa; Chordata; Aves; Charadriiformes; Charadriidae. Gene Ontology annotation, biological process: immune response. Gene Ontology annotation, molecular function: cysteine-type endopeptidase activity. The transcript has 6 exons.
UUCCUGCGGGAGGAGUACUACCGGGGCCGGUACUGCGCCGUCUGGCAAAACGUCACCCGCUGGGAGCAGAAGAAGAACGUCUACACCCUGUGGGUGACCAACUCCAGCUGCGGGGUGGCCCCCGUCCACUACGAGAUGCGGGGCUACAACAGCCUGCUGGGCUCCCACUACGACAAGUACGAGAUCUCCUACACCGACUUCGACAACAGCUUCCCCCCUUCCAUCUUUGACCUCCCCGUCAACGAGACGAAGAAGUGCGGGGUGCUGCCGGGGAGCUCGGCGGAGCACCGGGUGCUGGGGAACCCCAUGGAGGACCUGGUGGGACGGCACCAACCCUGGGCCCACGAGGUCUUCCACCACUACCGCCGGCGGUUGGGGCGGCGGUACGGCGCCGUCACCCCCGUGAAGGACCAGGCUGUCUGCGGGUCCUGCUGGGGCUUCGCCACGACGGGCGCGAUGGAGGGUGCCCUCUUCCUCAAGACCGGCGUGCUGACCCCCCUGUCCCAACAAGUCCUCAUCGACUGCUCCUGGGGCUUCGGGAACUACGCCUGUGAUGGGGGCGAGGAGUGGCGAGCCUACGAGUGGAUCAAGAAACACGGCGGCAUCGCCAGCACCGAGUCCUACGGCACCUACAAGGGACAGAACGGUUUGUGCCACUACAACCAGUCUGAGAUGCUGGCCAAGAUCACGGGCUACGUCAACGUCACCUCGGGGAACAUCACGGCCGUCAAAGCUGCCAUCUACAAGCACGGCCCCGUGGCCGUCAGCAUCGAUGCCUCCCACAAGACCUUCUCCUUCUACUCCAACGGCAUCUACUACGAGCCCAAGUGCGCGAACAAGCCAGGAGGGCUGGACCACGCCGUGCUGGCCGUGGGCUACGGGGUCCUGCAGGGAGAGACCUACUGGCUCAUCAAGAACUCCUGGUCCACGUACUGGGGCAACGAUGGCUACAUCCUCAUGGCCAUGAAGGACAACAACUGCGGCGUGGCCACCGCCGCCUCCUUCCCCAUCCUGGCCUGA